CCUCCCCAUUUGGGUCCAUCGGCGUAUCGCAUCGCACUCGCGUGUAAGUGGAGGCCAGUUAGAGUUUUUCUGUCCGCGAGCGAACGGUUGUUUCGGCAUUUCUCGUAUUCCCAUACUUUGCACAGUUUCCUUUCGAUACGCAGAAGAUUUUGUACACAAAAAGGAAAAAUUAAAUCAGGCGUAGCAUUUUUACAGAGCACAAAAACGGAGCUGCACAGGACAUUGAGAAGGAAAUUGCCCAAUUUCACAAGGAAACACAAAGGAUUUGUACUCAACAAAAGCCGAAGCAAUUUCGUCUGUAGGAUGAGCACUGCGGGCACCGAUGGAGGAGGAGGCGGAGGAGGAGGAGGAGGCGGAGGUGGAUGUGGAGGAGAAGGUGCACCGCCCUCAACGCCAUCACCGUCUGGCCACGGACCGGGUUCGGGAUCAAGUCGUCGCCUCAGCCACUUGUCGGGCAGCAGCGGCAGCACCCGUUCAGGAGGAGCCGCCACCAUGGGCAACGUGGUCGGCUGGCUGAAGCAGGCUUCCAUCGAGGUGCGCGACGCAGGCACUCGCACCCUGUCCAUGCUCCAGAGCAGCAAUCCAAACUUUCGCUCGCUUGACCUGUCGCUGGGAACGCCGACGACCACUGCGCCCACCGCGACAACCGGACCCGCCGCGGCAUCGAGUGCCGCCGCCUCCCUGUGCGGCUCGACCAACUUUGGCAACGAAGAGGACCCCAGCGGCAGCCAGUCCUUGACGCCGCUGCUGACACACUCCACGCGCGCGUACGUCUACGCCUCCGUCAGCCAGCCCCAGAGUCCGCGCCAUCGCGGUUCCUCAUCGCGGGUAGCACCUCCAGGCCUGAACGGCCGCUCCACGUCGAUUUCCUCGCAGCUGGAGAAGACCAAGAAGCUGCUGAAGAUGACCGAGGGCGACGACAAGCCCCUGACUAUUCUGCACUACAACGAUGUCUACAACAUCGAGUCCAUGGCUGAGACGGAGCCGGUGGGCGGGGCAGCCCGAUUUGCCACCGCCAUCAAGAGCUAUGCACAUCUCAAUCCGCUGGUCCUCUUCAGCGGAGACGCCUUCUCGCCCAGCAUGUUGAGCACCUUCACCCAGGGAGAACAGAUGGUUCCAGUGCUCAAUUCGGUGGGAACACACUGCGCCGUCUUUGGCAACCAUGAUUUUGAUCACGGCCUGGAUGUGCUGGUGAAACUGAUCAAACAGACGGAAUUCCCCUGGCUCAUGUCCAAUGUGGUGGACAACGAGACCGGCCGUCCCUUGGGCGGGGGCAAGAUCUCCCACUUCAUCUUGCACAACCAGAUCUCCAUUGGCCUGAUUGGGCUGGUGGAGCGCGAGUGGCUGGAGACGCUGCCCACCAUAGACCCCAACGAAGUGACAUUCAUCGACUACGUGGAGGCGGGCAAUCGUCUGGCCCGUGAGCUGCGCAACGAGGGAUGCGACCUGAUCAUUGCCCUGACCCACAUGCGCACCCCCAACGACAUCAAUCUCGCAGAGAAGUGCAACGGCAUCGACAUCAUCCUGGGCGGACACGACCACGUCCGGGAGGUGACGGAGAUUAACGGCAAAAUGAUCGUCAAGUCCGGAACGGACUUCCAGCAGUUCUCGGUCAUCACCAUCGAGCGGGAUCCCGCCAAUCGGGAGCACUUUACCACGGAUGUAAAGUGUGUGGACGUGACAGCCAAAAUACCGGAGGACCCGGAGCUCAAGGAGGAGCUCUCCAAGUACUCAAAGUUCAUUGAGAGCAAGCUGUCGGAUGUGAUGGGGGUGUUCAGCGUGGAGCUGGACGGACGCUUCUCCCGGGUGCGCACCCAGGAGACGAAUCUCGGCAAUUGGGUGUGCGACGUGGUCCUGGCUGCGGUUGGCGCCGAUGUGGUCAUACUCAAUGGCGGCACCUUCCGCUCGGACCGCAUCCAUCCAGUAGGAGCCUUCACCAUGGGGGACCUGGUCAAUGUCAUACCCAUGAGGGAUCCCCUGAUCCUGCUCGAGGUCAGCGGCCGUGUCUUGUGGCAGGCCCUGGAGAACGGCGUAUCGGCCCAUCCCAAGUUGGAAGGACGCUUUCCCCAAGUGGCUGGCAUCAGCUUCGCUUUCAAUCCACUGGCAGAGCCCGGCAAGCGCAUCGAUCCCCAGCUGAUUCAGGUGGGCGAUGAGUACCUCAACUUGGAGCAGACCUAUAAGCUGUGCGUGAAGAGCUACAUCUUCAUGGGCUGCGAUGGCUAUACCAUGUUCAAAGGCGUCAAUGUUCUCAUGGAUGACGAUGCCUGUCCAGAGCUGGGAAUAACACUGCAGAAUCACUUCAAGGCCAUCAAUUCGCGCAAGUGCGGCCAGAACACCAAGCACCGACAGUCGCUGGUGACGCUCUCGCGGAGGCAUAGCCUGGUCCAGUGCCUGGACAGCAUGGACCUGGACGGCCCAUCGCCCAUCCGCAAGCUGUCUGUGGGCCACCACAACAAGUCGAUGGAUCUGUCGCAUGGCAACUCGCAGAAGAUGCUGCGUCGUGCCUCCCUCGAUGAUCUGGAGCAGUCCUCGUGCGAGCUGGCGCCGCAGCUGGAGCAUCGCAUCGUGAUGAUUCAAAACGAAGAGCAUCAUCGGCAGCUUCUGUACAAAAAGGAGACGCAGAUUAUGAACUCAACGAUAACCGAGGCUGAGGACGAUUACAAGUCUAGACAAUUUGAUUUUAAGCCAGGGUCCGGGGUGGAGAGACAUAUUUGAUAAGGAUAAGCACAGACAGACAAAGUAUUUAGCUAGUUAGUUAGUUUUGCAGGCCAGACCAAACCAGACCCGACCAGACCCGACCAGACCCCUGGGAUCUAUCACCUAUUGCUGUCCAUGUAUUGCUGUUCAUUGUUACUGAUCUUCGUUUUGGCUAAGUUUCGUUGUAAACGUUUUUAAGGCUCCUCCAAAACUAGAUAUUGAUAUUAUGUAUCUGUAGUCCUUAUGUGUACCUAAAGAUUACCAAUAGUUAAACUUAAUUUUAAUUAGAUAAACUGAUUGAUUCACAGCUGA
This is a messenger RNA of Drosophila miranda, 3009 nucleotides long. RefSeq names its product mannosylglucosyl-3-phosphoglycerate phosphatase. The record is from RefSeq and is a predicted model, not a curated record. Bases 304 to 2715 code for a protein of 803 amino acids. The transcript has 10 exons. Gene Ontology annotation, biological process: nucleotide catabolic process. Gene Ontology annotation, molecular function: hydrolase activity. NCBI's taxonomy places the organism in Eukaryota, Metazoa, Arthropoda, Insecta, Diptera, Drosophilidae.